AUGGGCGGCGAAAAGAAAGACACCGGCGGUUCUGCUUCCGAGGCGGUAAAUCCAGUCUUGCGCAUCAGUCAGCUCGACGCUCUGGAGCUGGAUUCUUCCCUGGAGCAGCUGAUGUGGUCCCAGUUUUCCCUGUGCUUCCAGAACCUCCGGCCCGGCCUCCUCACCCCAGUGGAGCCCGAGCUAAGAGCCUUGCUACAGCUGCUUUUGUGGAAGUUCACCCUCUAUCCCAACAGCGCCACGGUGGGACAAUCUAUUCUUAAUGUGCGCUACCACAACUCGCUCUCUGCCUCUCCGCGCUACAGGCCCCUGUCCCGCAGGCAGAAGCUGGGGUUGGCCUUUCUCACCGCAGGUCCCCGCUGGCUCCAGGAACGAUCACAUAAUUUGUUGGUUGCUUUAGGAUUGGGUCCCGGAGGAUCGGAGAGAGAGACAGUCAGGAAUGGAGUACGAAACUGCUUCUCUUUCAUAUCCAGUGUCAUCCAGUUUUCAAGCCUUUUGAACUUUUUGGUGUUUUUGCAAAAGGGGCAGCAUCCCGUCUUGGCUGAAAGGAUUGUGGGGGCUAAGGCCGUCUUUAGCAAACCUAAUGUUGUCCGGGACAUAUCCUACCAGUACAUGAACCGUGAGCUGUUAUGGCACGGGUUUGCAGAGUUCCUCAUCUUCUUUUUACCACUGAUAAACACAAACAAAAUGAAAACAAUGCUGUAUUCUACUUUAUUUGGUAAAACCAUGCCCAGGGAUAAUAACGCAAACGGUGAAAUGGUUUGGAAAGAGUGCGGGUUUUGCGGAGAAUGGCCCACGCUGCCACACACAGUUGGGUGUAGGCACGUUUUCUGCUACUACUGCAUCAAAAGCCAAAGUAUCGCAGACGCUGACCUCACGUGUCCCAAAUGUGGAGCCGAAGCCGCGCUGCCCACACCGGUCGUGAUGGCGGUGGAGGAGCGCUGA
Molecule: messenger RNA, 942 nt
Organism: Knipowitschia caucasica
Lineage: Eukaryota; Metazoa; Chordata; Actinopteri; Gobiiformes; Gobiidae
Source: the annotation of a GenBank genome assembly